Messenger RNA from Plasmopara halstedii, 1419 nucleotides. Its product is annotated as COP9 signalosome, subunit CSN2. The coding region runs from base 1 to 1419 and encodes 472 amino acids. Gene Ontology annotation, biological process: protein deneddylation. The record is from RefSeq and is a predicted model, not a curated record. The transcript is spliced from 4 exons. Gene Ontology annotation, cellular component: COP9 signalosome. Lineage: Eukaryota; Oomycota; Peronosporomycetes; Peronosporales; Peronosporaceae.
AUGUCCGACUCGGAGGAGUACGAGUACGAGUAUGACAGCGAUGAACAAGUGGAUAGUGACGAUCAGAGCUUAGCUGUAGAUGGAGAAGAUAGUGAGGUAACACAGCAACGUAAUGCGAUUCGUGAAGCUCAAAUCGCAUUGGAAAAUUCGUUUUACGAGGCCGAAGACUUUCGUCAACGUGGUGAUCUCACGCAGGCUUUUGAAUUAUAUUUGCGCGUCGUGGUAUUAGAAGGAAAGACAACGCCAAUAGAAGGGCGAAAGUGGACAUUUCAGGCACUUGAGCACGUAGUUAAGAUCUGUGUCAUUCGAUGCCAAUGGGAAGAUAUGCUCAACUAUUAUGAACAAAUGCUAGAGCACUUGGCGUUCGUGACGAGAAACGAGAGCACGGAAUCGAUUUCAUCUAUUCUAGACGUUGUUUCUAAUACCACAGGAAAGCAAUUCGAAAAAGACAGUGCAAAAUAUACAUCGAAGAUGUAUGAGCUCACGCUUGACAAGCUAAAGGAUGUGAACAAUGAUCGACUUUGGUUCAGCAUGAAUAUCAAACUUGGGAAAUUGUAUUUGGAUAUGCAGGAAUUCGAUCAAUUGCAACGGCUUUUUGAUCAGCUUUACGACUACUGUCAGGCACCUGACCACUCAAAGGCGACUUCAUUGUUAGAAGUUUAUGCAUUGGAAAUUCAGCUAUGUGUGGCGACGAAAAAUAGUGUCAAGAUGCGAGUGAUAUAUCCGAAGACCCUGGAUUUGGAUGGUGCUGUCGCUGACCCACGCAUAAUGGGAAUAAUUCGUGAGGAAGGUGGCAAGAUGUAUAUGGAGAUGGAGGAAUGGAUGCUUGCCUAUAAUGAGUUUUUUGAGAGCUUUCGCAACUAUCAAGAAGCAGGUAAUUCACGUGCGACGCAGUGUCUUAAGUAUGUCGUACUUGCAAAUAUGCUGGCGAGCUCAAAUAUUAAUCCAUUUGACUCUCGAGAAGCAAAGGUUUACCAGGAUGUGGAGGAGAUUGGCGCGAUGUUAUUGUUACGUGGUGCCUAUGAGACCAACGACAUUGUACAGUUUGAGAAAGUUUUAAAAAAUCCCAAGUUUAAAUUGUUAGGUGAUCCAAUCAUGAAAAGAUACUUGAAUCCGCUGCUGCGCAACAUUCGCUGCCAAGUGAUGAAGAAAAUUGCUCGUCCAUACCAAACCAUUCGUAUCGAGAGUCUUGCGAAAAGCUUAAAUAUCUCGACGAAAGAUGUUGAGGAAAUUGCGGUGGCAUUGAUUCAAAAUUUGGAAUUGGAUGGUAAGAUCGACCAAAGUCAAGGUCUUUUAGUGUUGCAGACACGUCAAAAAACUCGCGAUGCCAGCAAGAUGUACGACGCUUUAGAUCGCUGGAGUCAAGCACUUGCUUCGACACAUGCAAUUAUCGCUGCACGAGUGAAGGCGCAUGUAUAA